Molecule: messenger RNA, 1830 nt
Organism: Fusarium coffeatum
Lineage: Eukaryota; Fungi; Ascomycota; Sordariomycetes; Hypocreales; Nectriaceae
Exons: 3
Coding region: 1-1830 (609 amino acids)
Biological process (GO): ergosterol metabolic process
Cellular component (GO): endoplasmic reticulum membrane
Molecular function (GO): ergosterol O-acyltransferase activity
Source: RefSeq, a predicted model, not a curated record
AUGAGCUCUUCUAUAGAGGCUCUUCCUAAUGGGAAUGGCCAUGCUGGAAAUCAUGAUCACGUCCUUCGCCCUCGACCGCGCAAACCCCAACAUUCACAAGUUUCCGAUGUUGUUCGCAUGUCAACGACAAGUGAUGGUGAAGGACACCUCAUGCCCGACAACGUCAGCAUAGGAACAGCCAGUGGAUUGACUAGCGGUCGUUCUACACCCGUCCCAGAGAAUGCGCCACCAUCGGCCAAGUCACUAUCCACCGCUCGAAAACAAGCUCGCGCUGAGCAACGCCGCCGUAUAUUUCCUGCGACAGACUUUGCCUCACGUGUGAGCCACUUCGACCCCGAGAGCGAAUAUCGAGACUUCCACGGCUUCUUCAACUUGUUCUGGAUAGGUCUUGCUAUUAUGGGCAUUACCUCUAUGCUGCGCAACCUCAAAGACACAGGGUUUCCUCUAAGAGUGCAAAUAUGGGGUCUAUUUACGGUCAAGCUUUGGCAUCUUGCCAUUGCUGAUUUCCUCAUGGUUGCGACAACUGCUGUCAGUUUGCCUCUGAACCGCGCGGCAAGGAAUGCCAAAGCAGGAAGCUUCUUCGACUGGAAUCGAGGUGGAGUCGCCAUCCAGAGCAUCUACCAGGUUGUUUGGCUCUCUCUUUGGAUCGUUGUACCGUUUUACUUCGAGUGGACAUGGACUUCCCAAGUGUUCUUCCUCCUGCAUACUAUGGUGCUUCUGAUGAAGAUGCACUCGUAUGCUUUCUACAACGGCCACUUGUCGCAUACGGAGAAGCGACUGCACGCUCUCGAUAACCCCUUUUCUCCUCACGACCGACGACCGGCCUACCAAUACCCCAGCACCGAUUUCCCUGGUAGUGUUACAACUGGAGACUCUACCAGCGCCAGCGCAAAGAAGCGUCGCCGACAGCGCCAGAAGAAGCAAGAGGCCAAGCAGAAUAUUGCCAAUGGCAACAAGAGUCAUGAUGAGGGAGAGCAUGUCAACAACGACCUUCUAGCUCCUAGCCCUGUUGGUAGCGCCAACAACAGCGCUGAUGAAGUUGAUGAGCUACGAGAGGACCUUGCCCGUGAGCUUACGAGUCCCAUUGGCAAUGUUACCUACCCGAACAACUUGACCUGGUCGAACUACACGGAUUAUAUCUUUUGCCCAACGCUAUGUUACGAAAUCGAAUACCCCCGAACUUCGCAUAUCAACUGGACUUCCCUAAUUGCAAAGAUCGUCGCCACCUUUGGCUGCAUUUUUCUUUUAACCAUCAUUUCCGAAGACUUCAUCCUCCCCGUCCUUUUGGACGCCUCGGAGCGUCUCGAUGCCGUCCCCGCUGUGUCGUCCGUAUCUGAGAAGCUACUUAUCUUAGCCGAGACCAUCUCAUGGCUACUUUUCCCUUUCAUGCUCACGUUUCUCCUUGUAUUCCUCGUCAUCUUUGAAUACGUCCUCGGUGCAUUCGCCGAAAUCACUCGUUUCGCUGAUCGACAUUUCUACUCUGACUGGUGGAACUCAACCGACUGGAUGGAGUUCUCCCGUGAAUGGAACAUCCCCGUAUACAGCUUCCUUCGGCGCCAUGUUUAUAGCGCUUCUCGAGCUCGCAUCGGUAGAGGUGCUGCCACUGCGCUUACGUUCCUCAUCUCUGCUUUCGGUCAUGAGAUCGUCAUGGCCUGUAUCACCAAGAAGCUCCGCGGAUACGGCUUCGUCUGCCAGAUGCUUCAGCUACCCAUCGUUAUGCUCCAACGUACACGAUGGGUCCGUGGCAAGGAGACCCUGAACAAUGUCUGUUUCUGGGCUUCGAUGGUCCUUGGUCUCAGCAUGAUUUGUGCUCUCUACGUUCUUGUGUAG